AUGGUGCAGAAAGGACAGAACUGUCGUCUCUUCAUCAGCUUCUUGUUGUUCAUCUUGUUGACACUCGCUCGCAGUCAGCAGAACGAGAGGCGUGCGGUCACGGAGCAUCAGUUGAUGCAUGAUCGUGGUCGCUCUAUUCAGAGCUUGAAGCGACUGAUUUGGCUCUCUAGCGCCAUCGAGAGGCUGCACACAGCAGAGACACGCUCUUUAUCCUCCUCUCUCUCCUCCUUCAGUCAUAAUGAUGAUAAUGAUGAUGAUAAUGAUGAAGAUUCCUCCAAGUAUCACACGGUAAUGGAUAGCAGUGUCCACCAGGAGGCGCUGGAGCUGCUGCUGAGAGACAUGUACAGAGCACAGCCUCCAUCAGGGAGAAAGCAGCCGAGAAUCCUGCACUGACUACAGCAAGGACUCGAGCCUCAAGCCUACACCUAAAAACUAGACCUCUAAAUAACUGAAGAGAAAAAUCAGCAAUGACUGAAUAAGAGCACUAACACCUGCCUUUCACUCAUGUACAGGAUUUAUUGUGUGUGAUAUAAGGUUCUAUUUGUACAUUGUGUAAAAUUUACGUUGAAAAAUUUAAAAAUUACGUUGUGGC
This is a messenger RNA of Tachysurus fulvidraco (yellow catfish), 592 nucleotides long. RefSeq names its product parathyroid hormone 4 (gene pth4). Gene Ontology annotation, molecular function: hormone activity; peptide hormone receptor binding. Gene Ontology annotation, cellular component: extracellular region. The transcript is spliced from 2 exons. Gene Ontology annotation, biological process: osteoblast development; regulation of chondrocyte differentiation; adenylate cyclase-activating G protein-coupled receptor signaling pathway. Lineage: Eukaryota; Metazoa; Chordata; Actinopteri; Siluriformes; Bagridae. The record is from RefSeq and is a predicted model, not a curated record. Bases 1 to 393 code for a protein of 130 amino acids.